Messenger RNA from Salvelinus namaycush (lake trout), 2793 nucleotides. Its product is annotated as stAR-related lipid transfer protein 13-like. Lineage: Eukaryota; Metazoa; Chordata; Actinopteri; Salmoniformes; Salmonidae. The record is from RefSeq and is a predicted model, not a curated record. The transcript has 11 exons. Gene Ontology annotation, biological process: actin cytoskeleton organization; regulation of Rho protein signal transduction; signal transduction. Gene Ontology annotation, molecular function: lipid binding; GTPase activator activity. Bases 16 to 2793 code for a protein of 925 amino acids.
CUCAACACCCUGAACAUGUGUUGCUCCAUGAAACUAGACAUCAGCCCCUCCAGGAAGAAAACGGAGGAUUCAGACGAGGAUGACCCGCUGGCCAUCAGUAAGAGAUGGACCUUUGAGUGGAACAGCCGGCGCUGGUCCCGCCUCCAGGACAUGCACUUCCUGCUGGACUCGCCCAAUGAGAGCAGCCCUGAGGGGUGCGAGGGGGAGGGGCUGCUGCGGAGCACGGUGAGCAGUGAGAGCGUCUUAACGGACAUCAGCGAACCAGAGAUCACGGAUAUAUCCUCUCUUCACAGCCAGGAUUCUCUAGGAGCUAUUCUCCCUGACUCGGUCUCUAUGGCAUCGCUGGCCGGGCCCUACCAGCCUCCGAGGGACAUGUCCCACUACAACUCUCUACCAAUCAAAAGCAGCCGUCAUGGCCAGGGUGGGCGGAGUCCGGCGAAGUCCUUCCUGCGUCGCAUGGAGAUGAUGCGUACGUGGGGGCCGUCCUCCAGGAGGAAGACAGGAAGUGGACGGGCACCGCUGGUCAUCAGUGGGCCGGUCUUACAGGGGGAGGAGCCCCAGGCACUACAGACACUCCACUGUGUCCCCAUCAACCAAUCAGAUGGCAGUCCUCAUCCUCUCCACCAAUCAGACAACAGCACGUCCCCUGUUGCCCAUGGAGAUGGCAGCGAGGGCCAAUCAGAGACGAGCAGUGUGAGUUCCAUGAGUCCUAGUGUGAGGCAGAGAGUCUCUAAGUCCCGGCCUAAAAGAGGAAGUGUUUACCUAGAAGACACGGAGCCGCUCUCUGGCGCCCCCCAUUGCCGAAGGACUGAAGCACAACAGACUCCGUUCAGCAGGAACCACUUCCGCUCAUACGAGGACCUGCUAGUCCACAUCCCCAAGGACCACAAACCAGGCACCUUCCCCAAAGCCCUGUCUCUUGAGAGUCUAGCCCCCUCUCCCUCUCCACUCUACCCCAGUCAAGGCUCCCCCUGGGCGGCCACGGCUCUGUCCAAGAAGCCUCCCUGCCCUGGAGCUCCGCGGGGCAGCAGGGUGAGUGUGUAUGACAACGUCCCCGGGUCUCACCUGUACGCGUCCACAGGUGACCUGCAGUAUCUUGACCGAGACGAUAACCUGUUCCCCCACCUGGAUGACAUCAUCAGUCACGUCAGCGGCCUGCAGCAGAUUGUAGACCACUGGAGUCACAGCGUGCUGCAGGAGGGGGAGGCAGGGAAUGAUAAGGGGGGUGAGAGAGACGGGGUCUCCCUAAAUGAUACGGACCCUACAGGGACCAGAGAUAGGAGAGACUCUGGAUUUGGAGCUUCCCUUACGAGACCACGUCUCCGGUGGCCGAGCUUCCGCCUGUCUGACCGCCUGAGCCAAUCAGACUCCUCGCUUCAGAUCAGUACCCAAUCAGCUGUCCAGCUCAGCCUGCUCAAGAAGUUCUCUCUGCUCCGACUCACAGCCAUCAUGGAGAAAUACUCCACUAACAAACAUGGCUGGACCUGGUCUAUGUUUCUGAAGCGUAUGAAGGUUCAAGGCAGUAGAGAGAAGGGUGUGUUUGGGGUUCCCCUCAUAGUACAUACACAGCGUUGUGGUUACCCUCUACCCCUCUGUCUACAGCAGGCCCUGAGUCAUCUCAGAACGCACUGCCUUGACCAGGUGGGUCUGUUCCGUAAGUCAGGUGUAAAGUCUCGUAUCCAGGCGUUGAGACAGGAGUGUGAAUCCAGUCCCGACAGUGUGUGUUACGAGGACCAGUCAGCGUACGACGUGGCAGACAUGGUGAAACAGUUCUUCAGACAACUUCCUGAACCUCUGCUGACGAGCAAGCUGGGAGAGACCUUCCUGCAUAUUUACCAGUACGUCCCCGAUGAGCAGAGGUUGCAGGCCGUGAGGGCGGCCAUCUUGCUGAUGUCAGACGAGAACAGGGAAGUGCUCCAGACGCUGCUCUUCUUCCUGCGCGAUGUCACUUCCUGUGUAGAGGAGAACCAGAUGACCCCUAUGAACCUGGCUGUGUGUCUGGGCCCCUCCCUGUUCCAUCUCAACAUACUGAAGAACGACAACCUGUCCCCCAGGUCCAUCCAGAGGAAGUAUGCUACUGGUCGGCCAGACCAGAAGGACCUUAAUGAGAACCUUGCUGCCACACAGGGCCUGUCUCACAUGAUCACUGAGUGCCAACGCUUGUUCGAGAUCCCACAGGAGACAGUGAGUCAAUCCUGUAACUCUUACAGGGAGGCUGAGUUACUAGCGCCCCCUCUGGCCGAGCUGUGUAAGACACAUGAGGAGGAGGAGGAAGGGUCCUACCACACACUCAUGGAGGGGCUGGUGCAGGGCCUACUGAAGGAGGCCAGAGACAAGAGUAAAGGAUGGGUGUCCCGGGCCACCACCGACCACACUGAACUGGCCUUCAAAAAGGUGGCUGAUGGUAACCCCCUGCGGCGGUGGCGUGUGUCUGUGGAGGUGUGUGCCCCGCCCAGUGAUGUGUUGGAGAGGCUGCUGAGGCAGCGCCCCCUGUGGCAGACAGACAUACUGCAGGAGAAGGUUCUGGAAACCCUGGACAGACAGACAGACAUCUACCAGUACAGCCUGCAGAGCAUGGCACCACACCCCAACACUGACUAUGUGGUACUGAGGUCAUGGCGUAACGAUGUGUCUAAGGGUUGCAGUGUGUUGGUGUGUGUGUCAGUGGACCAAGAGGACAGUCCAGCCCUGGCUGCAGUCAGAGGGGUAGUUCUAGAGUCCCGCUACCUUCUGGAAUCCUGCGGAACUGGCAGGUCCAGACUCACACACAUCUGCAGGGUUGACCUGAAGUAA